UUUCUCAGCAGCUAGCCUAAAAGGCAUUUCAAUACAUUCUUAUUCCCAAAAGUGCGCCUUAAACUAAUAACAGAAUGAUGAAAUUACAACUUUCCAGCCGCGUUCACCUGUCACUUCUAUCCUCACUAGUCAAGAACAUCCAAAACUCUUCUAGUUUCGUCCCUUCCAUGAAGCCAGAACUGAGUACUUAAUCAGAUAAUCUUUUGAUACUUCUAAUGCUCUAACGAGUCGUCGUUACUUGCACCUAUCAUUAUCAAUGUCAGUACUCCAAAUUUUCAUCGUUCUAGUUUUCGGGUUCUGUUCUCUGUGUACAUCUCAGCCUACUAGCGCAAAUACCUCAGUGAAAUGCCCCCUUAACUUCAAUGUCCUCAAGGAACUCGCUCAAGGUUCUAGGCCUUCCAACUCAACUGAGAAACCAUGUCGAUCAAUUCUCCAGGGUCUCCAUUAUGUCCAAUCCGAUUACCUCCGCCGCACAAACUCAUUCCUUCCCCCAUCUUCGGCUUCUGAAUCUUGCUGGAACGAUUACCAAGACCUCUUCAAUCAGUUCCCAAACAGCUUUGAUAUUCGCAAAACAUGUGCAUUUGAAACACCCUGGAUAUCUCAGGGCUGUGAAAACAUCACAACAAGAUCUCAGUACGAAAAAAUUAACUCAAACUCGGUAGCUAAUGUUUCCAAGGCCUGUAACCAGACGUUGGAGAUCAGCGGGGCAGCUUGUACAGAAUGUACUAUAAGUAUUUCUGUGUUGAAACCAACUGAUCAGGUGAACAAGGGGAACCAAUCAGUGGGGAAUGUUUCAGAUUGUAUCGCGUAUAGGUUUAUUUAUGCUGGCGCUUUUGGCCAUUCGUUUGGCCCGGCUGAUAGAGGUACUGCAGGGUGUUUGUUUAGUCUUACUUUUGAUGAUUCCAAAUCCAACAACAAACAGAGGAAUAUCACUUUGGUGUCUGUGUGUUUGGCAUCAGGGUUUUUGAUUAUGGCGGUGCUGGGAUUUUCUUGGUUUUGGUGGAUUAGGCGAAAGAAGCAGCUGGAAAAGAUGAAGAGACAGGAGGAGAUUACUAGGAAGUGGAGUAAAAUGAGUUCAUCUGCUCUUGAUUCAAUCACUAGUAGUACUACGUUGAUCAAGUUUUCGUUUGAUGAAAUUCAGGAGGCGACCAAGAAUUUCUCAAGGGCGAAUAUCAUUGGGAGGGGAGGGUAUGGUAAUGUGUAUAAAGGUGUUCUGCCUGAUGGGACUGAAGUUGCAUUGAAGAGGUUCAAGAAUUGUUCGGAUGCUGGUGAUGCGAGUUUUGCUCAUGAAGUUGAGGUGAUUGCAAGCGUCCGCCAUGUGAAUUUAGUGGCACUAAGAGGGUAUUGUACAGCCACCACAAAUUUUGAAGGGCAUCAGAGGAUUAUUGUGUGUGAUUUGAUGAAGAAUGGGAGCUUGCAUGACCAUCUGUUUGAUUCGGAUGAAAAGAAGUUGAGUUGGCCUAUUCGACAAAAGAUUGCACUUGGAACAGCUAGAGGGCUGGCUUAUUUGCAUUAUGGAGCACAACCUACUAUAAUUCAUAGGGAUAUUAAAGGUAGUAACAUACUAUUGGAUGAUGACUUUGAGCCUAAAGUUGCAGACUUUGGUCUUGCAAAGUUUGCACCUGAGGGAGCGACACACGUGAGCACCCGGGUUGCUGGAACAAUGGGUUAUGUUGCCCCAGAAUAUGCAUUGUAUGGGCAGCUGACUGAGAGAAGUGAUGUUUAUAGCUUUGGGGUGGUUCUUCUUGAGCUUUUAAGUGGGAAAAAGGCACUUCUGGAGCUCGAGGAGGACCAUCAUACGCUUGUGGCAGACUGGGCAUGGUCAUUGGUGAGGACAGGGAGACCCCUGGAUGUGGUUGAAGAAGGUAUUCCUGAGUUAGGCUCCCCUGAUAUCAUGGAAAAGCAUGUAUUGCUAGCUGUGCUUUGUUCUCAUCCUCAGUUGUAUGCCAGGCCUACAAUGGAUCAAGUCGUGAAGAUCUUGGAGUCACAUUUGCCAGUUCCAGUGAUCCCUGAACGCGCUCUCCCUAUUACUGCUGAUAUUGAUGAUAUAGAGAGAUCCGUUAGCAGUAUUAACUCAGGUCAUUUGUCCACUUACUCCGGCUAUCAGACAUACACUGAUAAUUCCGCUCCUUCCACCCCAAAAUUGUAAGGGCUGAUAGACUGGACGAUUUUCAUUUUUAUUUUUUGCCAUUUUAAAUUUUAAGUAAGAAGGUCUCGCGGAACUAGGGGAACCGUUGUUUCCCUGAACCUGCCUGCUCCUCAGACACCCUCUGCGGACUGCAAAUAUACAAACGCACUAUUACAUAUUUUUAAUUAUCUCUGUUUUGGAUC
Messenger RNA from Daucus carota subsp. sativus, 2331 nucleotides. Its product is annotated as probable LRR receptor-like serine/threonine-protein kinase RKF3. The record is from RefSeq and is a predicted model, not a curated record. Bases 257 to 2149 code for a protein of 630 amino acids. Gene Ontology annotation, molecular function: ATP binding; protein kinase activity. Lineage: Eukaryota; Viridiplantae; Streptophyta; Magnoliopsida; Apiales; Apiaceae. Gene Ontology annotation, biological process: protein phosphorylation. The transcript has a single exon.